Messenger RNA from Thlaspi arvense, 2205 nucleotides. The record is from the annotation of a GenBank genome assembly. Lineage: Eukaryota; Viridiplantae; Streptophyta; Magnoliopsida; Brassicales; Brassicaceae.
AUGGGAGAGAUAGCAGAAGAGUUUACGGCGGUUAUUGAAGAUGACCGGUGCGUCGUACCGGAGGUAGAGCUCACUGUACCGAAAACCGACGACCCGAGUUUACCGGUUCUCACAUUCCGGAUGUGGGUUUUGGGUAUCGGCGCGUGCAUUAUACUCUCUUUCAUCAACCAGUUUUUCUGGUACAGAACGAUGCCGUUGAGCAUCACCGGAAUCUCAGCUCAGAUCGCCGUCGUGCCGCUCGGACACCUCAUGGCGAGGGUGCUUCCGACAAGGAGGUUUUUGGAAGGUACGAGGUUCCAGUUCACCUUAAACCCCGGUGCCUUCAACGUCAAGGAACACGUUCUGAUUACAAUCUUUGCAAAUUCCGGCGCUGGCUCCGUUUACGCCACUCACAUACUCAGUGCUAUUAAGCUUUACUACAAACGCUCUCUUCCUUUCCUCCCUGCGUUUCUCGUCAUGAUCACCACUCAGAUUCUUGGAUUUGGAUGGGCGGGUCUCUUCAGGAAACACCUCGUUGAGCCAGGAGAAAUGUGGUGGCCAAGCAAUCUCGUUCAGGUCUCUCUCUUUGGAGCAUUACACGAGAAAGAAAAGAAAUCCAAAGGAAGCAUGAGUCGAACACAAUUCUUCUUGAUCGUGCUCGUAGCUAGCUUCGCUUACUACAUCCUUCCCGGUUAUCUGUUCACCAUGCUAACAUCAAUCUCAUGGGUUUGCUGGUUCAAUCCCAAAUCAAUACUAGUAAACCAGCUCGGUUCAGGUGAACACGGUCUUGGUAUUGGAUCCAUUGGCUUUGACUGGGUCACCAUCAGUGCUUAUCUUGGAAGCCCUUUAGCUAGUCCCUUGUUUGCUUCCGUCAAUGUAGCCAUCGGUUUCGUUAUGGUCAUGUAUAUCGUCACGCCUAUCUGUUACUGGCUUAACAUUUAUGAAGCCAAGACUUUUCCCAUCUUCUCUAGCCAGCUCUUCAUGGCUAAUGGCUCACGCUAUGAUGUUUUGAGCAUUAUCGAUAGCAAGUUCCACCUCGACCGCGUGGUUUACUCUCAGACCGGGUCCAUCAACAUGAGCACCUUCUUUGCGGUUACUUAUGGUCUUGGGUUUGCUACAUUGUCUGCCACCAUCGUCCAUGUUUUACUCUUCAACGGAAGUGACUUGUGGAAACAGACAAGAGGAGCGUUUCAGAAGAAUAAGAAAAUGGAUAUACAUACGAGAAUCAUGAAGAAAAACUACAGAGGAGUUCCGAUGUGGUGGUUUCUGGUGAUCCUCUUACUGAAUAUCGCUCUCAUUAUGUUCAUCUCCGUGCACUACAACGCGACUGUGCAGCUUCCUUGGUGGGGAGUGUUACUUGCUUGUGCCAUUGCCAUCAGCUUCACUCCUUUGAUUGGUGUCAUAGCCGCCACCACUAACCAGGCACCCGGUUUGAACAUCAUAACCGAGUAUGUUAUCGGGUAUAUCUACCCGGAACGUCCUGUUGCCAACAUGUGUUUCAAGGUCUAUGGAUACAUCAGUAUGACACAGGCGCUAACUUUCAUUUCCGACUUCAAGCUCGGUCACUACAUGAAGAUCCCGCCUAGAUCCAUGUUCAUGGCUCAGGUGGUAGGGACGCUUGUGGCGGUUAUGGUGUACACAGGAACAGCUUGGUGGUUAAUGGAAGAGAUUCCUCAUCUUUGUGACACAGCCUUGCUUCCUUCAGACAGCCAAUGGACUUGUCCCAUGGACCGUGUCUUCUUUGACGCAUCUGUGAUUUGGGGACUAGUGGGACCACGUAGGAUGUUUGGAGACCUUGGAGAAUACUCAAGUGUCAACUGGUUCUUCCUCGUUGGAGCCAUAGCUCCACUCUUGGUCUGGCUAGCCACGAAAGCAUUCCCGGCUCAGACAUGGAUCUCCAAGAUUCAUAUCCCUGUCCUUGUGGGAGCCACCGCAAUGAUGCCACCAGCAACAGCGGUUAACUUCACCAGCUGGCUCAUAGUCGCAUUCGUCUUUGGCCACUUCAUUUUCAAGUACAGGAGAGAGUGGUGGAAGAAGUAUAACUAUGUGUUGUCAGGUGGUUUAGAUGCUGGCUCGGCGUUUAUGACCAUACUUCUGUUUCUAGCACUCGGACGAAAAGGCAUUGAAGUGAAUUGGUGGGGAAAUUCCGGCGACCGUGACACAUGUCCUCUAGCUUCCUGUCCUACCGCAAAAGGCGUUGUCAUCAAAGGUUGUCCCGUCUUCUAG